Molecule: messenger RNA, 1800 nt
Organism: Daldinia vernicosa
Lineage: Eukaryota; Fungi; Ascomycota; Sordariomycetes; Xylariales; Hypoxylaceae
Product: putative Zn(II)2Cys6 transcription factor
Exons: 6
Coding region: 1-1800 (599 amino acids)
Biological process (GO): regulation of DNA-templated transcription; DNA-templated transcription
Cellular component (GO): nucleus
Molecular function (GO): DNA binding; DNA-binding transcription factor activity, RNA polymerase II-specific; zinc ion binding
Source: RefSeq, a predicted model, not a curated record
AUGACCGAUGUAGCUAUAGGGGCGCAGCCACGGCGACCACAGCUGAGAAUCGCGUGCGAAGAAUGCCGUCGAAAAAGGAUUAAAUGCGAUAGGGGAACACCGCAAUGCACGUCUUGUGCCACCUCCGGGAAGACUUGCAUUGUAAGAGACGACUGCCCGCGCAGAGGGCCAAAGAAGGGAUAUCUCAAGACUUUACAGAAUAAGAUAGAGGACCUACAGGCCCGGUUAAACGAGCAGCAAGAGGCAUCAGCUACUGAGACACGAACUUGUUCGCCAUCUCAAGAGGAAGUUAAUUCUGAUAAUGACAAUGGCAGCAGCAUGGACAACAAUGAAAUUCAGAGUACAGCCACCCCUAUAACACUUGGUGAUAUCCAGCUGUGGACGCAACCGUUGGAAGUCCCAUUCCCCAUGAUGCAACCAGGGCCAUGGGACUGUAUCGAGAACCCGUUUCCAAGCUCGGACUUCCCGGUAUUGGAUCAUACUCAAGAACCGGCUCCGUUUGCCGUGGGGGUUGGACUUGAUAUCACUCCCAUGAUGCAUAAUGACUUAGACCAGCUCUAUUUUGAUCGGGCCUAUAUGUUUGCGCCGAUAUUGCAAGCACAUCGCUACCGUUCCUGGUCCAAACAACCGAAUAAGAGCAAGCAGCAGACUUGCUUACAAUAUGCCAUGUGGACAUUGGCGGCAUCACUCUCCAGUCAGUUCCAGGUUGCCGUACGGCAAUUGUACAGCGAGGCAAGACAGCUUCUACAUAUAAUCGAGUCAGAAGAACCCUGUCACCAAGUAUCCAUCGAGCAGGCCCAGGCGUGGCUCUUGCUUGCGAUAUAUGAGCUGACAUGUGAGGACUACCACCGAUGGAUGAUGUCCGCUGGAACGGCCUUUCGCUUAAUCCAGAUGAUGAGGUUAUAUGAACUUGAUAUACACCAAAGCCUUUACACUACGCAGGCUCAGGAACAAUAUUCAGCGCAACUUAGUCCUUCGGGGCAGAUCCAAGAUGACUGGAUCGAUGUUGAAACGAAGAGGCGGACGUUCUGGCUUGCAUAUACAAUCGACCGCUUUACGAGUAUGGUCGAUGGAUUGCACAUGUUCUUCAACGACCGGAUGAUCCGUACCCUCCUGCCGGCUCCCGAGGCAAACUUUGCCAGUGGUCGUCCCAAAGAGAUGAGUUUUCUCACGGAUAUGGUCCGCGAUGCCGAUAUAGAGCGGCUGGACGAAGACUUGUCGUCCUUUACGGAAACCGUUAUCGUGGCUCACAUUUGUGGACGGGUCCUAGAACAUAAGCAGAGACCUUUGGCCAGAACCCGCGAUAAUAAUGUCGAAUUCUGCCGCCGACACCGAUGUAUUAAUGCGUUACUGGCGCAGCGCGUCGCGAUGCUGCGAAUGCAUGCCUCGGUAGAGCACUUGGACCCCGUACUUACCUUUACUGCUCUGGCGGCACAUAUCUCUGUGCUGAUGCUCUACGACUUUAUCGAAUCCAAGCCAUUGGGUACUAAAGCACAAGCAACGCAGCUUACUAAAGCUCUCCACGCCGAAUAUCAACAGCAAGCACUGGACGCUGUAGCCGAUAUACCUCCUCUGGUUUUCGCACUUGACCAGCACUUUCAGACACAUCCUUUGACGCCUAUCCUACUUCUUUUAGGUGCCAGAUUUUCGCAGUCGCACCCUGAGCUGAACGAUGUUUCCAACAAGCUCAUGCCUUGCAUCAUAACAAGAUUGCAGGCCUCGGUCAACCUGAAUAGGCUUUCGCAGAGUUUUCUUCAGCUCAUAGGACCUCAAACCGACAUUUAUGGUGCAUUCACUUAG